ACUUCCUGAAUCAAUUGACAGGCUCCAAAAUCUCCGAACUUUGGACAUCUACCUUACUGAAAUAGGAAAACUGCCCAGCGGCGUAACCAGGCUAAGGUUGCUACGCCAUCUGAUUGCAGGCAAAGCUGAAGCUACUUAUUUUGGCCUUGCCGAUGUCUACUCAGGUGUGCAAAUGCCUAAUGGAACAUGGCAAUCGCUGGACAUAAAUGUAUUCACAGGCAUUUCUGCAAGCAACAAGUUGGUGGAACAAUUGGCUAAGUUAACACAGCUGAGAUCGCUGAAGCUGUCAGACGUUAAAAGUACUCACUAUGCCAAGCUAUUUGUAUCCAUCAGCAAGAUGCGUCUUCUACAGAGCCUGCUAAUUGAGACUGCCAAUAGGGAUGAGUGUGUGAGCUUGGAAGCCCUGAACCCUGCACCUCAUCACCUUGAACUACUCUUUAUGAAAGGCAAACUCCAUGAGAGCGUCAUAGGCUGCCACCUGUUUGAGGUAAAUAGGCUAAGCCUCCGAGAGCUGAAUCUUCAGAAUAGCAGGCUCAGCAUUGAUCCGCUUCCAUCACUCUCCAAUUUUUGUAACCUGACCCUUCUUGGUCUGUUCAACACUUACAGUGGAGAAAGCUUGCUCUUUCAGGCAGGGUGGUUUCCUAAGCUCCAAACACUCACUUUGGCUGAGCUGCAAAAUGUCAAUUCAAUAGUGAUACAGGAGUAUAGCAUGGCAAAUCUCUACAACCUAGCUCUCAUCUGCUUGAAAAAUCUGGAGUAUUUGCCCCAAGGCAUGGAAUUCCUAAAAUCUGUUGAAGAGUUCAAUCUAGUGGGCAUGCACCACAAGUUCAUGGAAGAUGUACAAGCUGGUUCCUCAUAUGAGAAAGUCAAACACAUACCGGUAGUUGACUACUUUGACCAAAGCAAAGGGAGGUGGGAUCGACUUUCACGAGUUUAUGGCAAAGACCAAGACAACAAGCAUCAGCAGUAAGCAAAUAAAAGAUGGAAAUAUACCCGGUCUCCAAGUUAUAUAUAUAUACUAGAAAAUCAACGUGCCUUUUGGCACGCUCAUGUUAUAGCUCUGCAGAUGAUUUCUGUGGGCUAUUAAGAAAUAGAAAUUUUGCAAAUACUACAGAAUAUGUUCAAUUUCCUUAAAAUUUGAAAAUCCUUAAUUAUAUUUUGUUGGUAUUAUUUAGCGUUUAUUUGUUGUGUAUAAUUAUAAUUGAAUUGUCCAUUAAAUGAUAAAAAUGUGGUGAUAUUUUUAUA
Oryza sativa Japonica Group (Japanese rice) is the source of this 1245-nucleotide messenger RNA. RefSeq names its product disease resistance protein RPM1. Gene Ontology annotation, biological process: defense response to other organism. Gene Ontology annotation, molecular function: ADP binding. NCBI's taxonomy places the organism in Eukaryota, Viridiplantae, Streptophyta, Magnoliopsida, Poales, Poaceae. The record is from RefSeq and is a predicted model, not a curated record.